CGCAAGCGUACGGGCUUGGCGCUGUGGGGCUGGUGUCAGGUGUCGUCAAAGUGAGGGCUGAACGAUACAAUGUGGUCAUUCAGUCGGUGGGAUACGAGCAGAUGAUUUCCAGCGAAGAGGACUUGUGGCCGGCCAUUCAGAGCGCGCUUCACGGCCUACAUGCGUUGCACCAGGCAGGCUUGGUUCACAGGGACAUCAGAUGGAAAAACAUCCUCAAGCUUCCUGCUAGUAAUGGGAGCUGGAUGCUUAUCGAUCUUGAGACAGUGUGGAAGACAGACUGUACGCCCAGUUGCUGGCUUCGCGCCUGGGACGACAACACAUUGGUCGAUGGCGUCUACACGCGGUCCUCCGAUCUGUAUCUUGUUGGAAGGCUUAUGGAGAGCUUUCGUGACCUGUCACCCGAGGCCAAGGAGUUUCAGGCUAAGCUUUUACGGCACGAGUUCCUGAGUGCUCAGGAAGCGCUCCGCGUUGAUGGAAAUGGGAAGUACUCUUUUAGCUCUAGAAAUCUACCCCUUGUCCCACUUGUCCAUUUUGAUUCUCUAGAGGGUGAGAGCAUGCAGGAGCUGGAAGACUACGCCAUUCAAAAGGCUGAGGAGACCACGGCUGCCACUUACAAAGCUCUCAAUCUUGCUGAAGAGAUCACUUCCAUCAUGUUUCAUCAGAUCUCUCACACUCAUGAUACUGUUGUAGACAUUGAUCAUGAACUUAGCUAA
Messenger RNA from Selaginella moellendorffii, 713 nucleotides. RefSeq lists its product as uncharacterized. Gene Ontology annotation, molecular function: ATP binding; protein kinase activity. Gene Ontology annotation, biological process: protein phosphorylation. The coding region runs from base 102 to 713 and encodes 203 amino acids. The record is from RefSeq and is a predicted model, not a curated record. The transcript has 2 exons. NCBI's taxonomy places the organism in Eukaryota, Viridiplantae, Streptophyta, Lycopodiopsida, Selaginellales, Selaginellaceae.